AUGGCGUCGUCACCCGAGUCUCCCACUAUUUUAAAACACCCAUCCAGUGACACUCCUUUCCUCUUCACUAAACUCCAAUUCCAUUUCUCCUUCUUCCACGUGAUAUCUACAGUUUCUUCUUUCUCUCGAAAAUCUGCAUCUAUGGCUCCAUCAACGAAGACGGUUUUGAUCCCUAUUGCGCAUGGAACGGAGCCUCUAGAAGCGGUGGCGAUGAUCACCGUGCUGCGUCGAGGUGGUGCUGACGUGACGGUGGCGUCCGUCGAGACUCAAGUUGGCGUUGAUGCCUGCCACGGCAUCAAGAUGGUCGCCGAUACUCUCCUCUCCGAUAUCACCGACUCUGUUUUCGACCUUAUUGUGCUCCCCGGAGGGCUUCCCGGCGGCGAGACGCUUAAAAACUGUAAACCUCUAGAGAAUAUGGUAAAGAAACAAGACACAGAUGGAAGACUUAACGCAGCUAUCUGUUGUGCUCCUGCGUUGGCUCUUGGUUCUUGGGGUCUACUAGAGGGCAAAACAGCAACGGGUUACCCGGUUUUCAUGGAGAAACUUGCGGCUACUUGCGCCACUGCUACUGAGUCAAGAGUGGUGAUUGAUGGAAGGAUUGUGACCAGCCGAGGACCAGGAACCACCAUCGAAUUCUCCCUCACGCUUGUGGAGCAGUUGUAUGGCAAAGAGAAAGCUGAUGAAGUCUCUAGUAUCUUGCUGGUUCGUCCUAACCCUGGUGAGGAGUAUACUUUCACCGAGCUCAACCAAACGAACUGGUCAUUUGAAGAUACCCCAAAGAUUCUCGUUCCCAUUGCGGAGGAGUCGGAGGAAGUUGAAGCUAUUGCGCUUGUAGAUAUCCUGAGGAGGGCAAAAGCAAAUGUGGUGAUUGCUGCAGUUGGUAACAGUUUGGAAGUUGUGGGAUCUAAACAAGUUAAGCUAGUUGCAGAGGUGCUUCUCGAUGAGGUUGCUGACAAGUCCUUCGAUCUUAUUGUGUUGCCUGGCGGUACUCUUGGAGGUGCUAAAAACUUCGCAAGCUGCGAGAAGCUGGUGAACAUGUUGAAGAAACAAGCGGAAGCAGACAAGCCAUAUGGAGGAAUCUGCGCAGCAUCUGCUUACGUCUUCGAGCCUAAUGGUUUACUCAAGGGCAAGAAAUCAACUACACACCCAAAGGUGAGCGACCAACUCGCGGACCAGAGUCACAUUGAGCACAGAGUCGUGGUCGACGGGAAUGUCAUAACGAGCAGAGCUCCAGGGACUGCAAUGGAGUUUUCACUUGCGAUUGUCGAGAAGUUUUACGGGCGAGAGAAAGCUCUUCAGCUCGCAAAGGCUACACUUGUGUGA
Messenger RNA from Microthlaspi erraticum, 1323 nucleotides. NCBI's taxonomy places the organism in Eukaryota, Viridiplantae, Streptophyta, Magnoliopsida, Brassicales, Brassicaceae. The record is from the annotation of a GenBank genome assembly.